UUGUCAAUGCUUUCCCUUUUAUAAUAAUUGCUCUUUUGAAAUAUUCUACGUUGCACAUUGUCCGUUUUAAAUCCAAUUUUCCUCUUACCGGUAUUUGAUUUAUCUUUUAGUGUGUUUCAAACCAGACCGUUCUGAUGAGGACCAGAGGCAGAGGAAGGGGUCGUGGUUGGCGUGGCAGAGGCCGCAUAGUUAGUGUGGCGCCUGAGACUGAAACAACUAAUACACAAGAAACAAAUGAGCAAACACAAAAUAGUGAUACUGAACAGCCAGCUAAUACCAAUAAAGAGAAGCGCAAAAGAAGCAAGCCAUUAGAAAUACCACAAGAAAAGCAGGAUGAGGUGGCAGAUUGGUAUAGAGAAAACGAACCUCUAUACAACAAAGCUCAUUAUCAGUACAAAGAUACUGCUCUCAAAAAUACACGAUGGCAAGCAAAAGCUAAUGAGCUAGGGGUAGAGGAUUGGAAGACUCUCAGGACAUGAGUUGAGUCAAUGAGAUCUCAGCUCGGAAGACUGACACGA
Mytilus trossulus (common blue mussel) is the source of this 518-nucleotide messenger RNA. RefSeq lists its product as uncharacterized. The coding region runs from base 135 to 479 and encodes 114 amino acids. Lineage: Eukaryota; Metazoa; Mollusca; Bivalvia; Mytilida; Mytilidae. The transcript has 2 exons. The record is from RefSeq and is a predicted model, not a curated record.